UUUCCGAGGCUCGGGUUAUUAUCAUCUGUGGAUUCACGGACAACUCUCGUGCCAUUUCCCGCUCUUUCUUUCAACCCCCUUCUGCCAGAGCUAGCGUCGUCUGCUACCGGAGCUGUUAGUCGUGCAGGUCGCUCACCCGUUCACAGCUUACUCACUCACUCGCAGAUAUCAAGCAACGGUUUUAUUUUGAAAAAAACAGACCACAAAUAAGAUGGCUGGAACUGCGCUGACAGAUUUUCAAAAGAAGAAAAUUUUGGAUGUAUUCAAUACUCUAUACGAUACAAACAAAGAUGGUGUCAUAGAACUAACAGACUUCGAAGAAGCUAUCAAGAAGUUCUGCAGUAUUCAUAAAUGGCCUAAAGACGGCGACAAGUACAUCGCGGCGAAACACACGAUGUCGACCAUCUGGGACGGCCUGCGAGGGUUCGCGGACUACGAUGAGGAUAACAAGGUGACGAAGGACGAGUGGCUCAAGAUGUGGUCGUCGUGUGUGGGCGACCUCAGCACUGACGGCGAUAAGGGAUUUCCAGACUGGCAGAAAAACUACAUGGAGUUUAUGUUUACAGUCAACGACACCUCAGGUGAUGGAUUCAUUGACAAGAGUGAAUACACUACACUCUAUACUGCGUUUGGAAUAGACAAAGCAACUUGUGAAACGACCUUUGACAGACUGGCUCAGGGAACGAAUGGGAAAAUAUCUAAAGAAGAUUUUAAAACCCUGUGGAAGGAAUAUUUUGUUUCGAAUGACAGGAACGCAAGAGGUAAUUUCCUGUUUGGAAAACCUCCAUCAGCCUGAACCAUUCAUCUAUUCCCCGACACUCAUCUGUUGUCUGUAAUCAUCGAUUUGAUUGGCGGGCUACAGUGCUCUUUGUAAUCAUCGAUUUGAUUGGCUCUCUACGACGAACUGUCUUACUUGUUCAUUUGUUGUCAGAUUUUAUACGAUUGGCCAUAGGCCAGCCUCUCUCUCAAUAUAUAUUGUCAGAACCAAUCAAACGCGCCCUUGAUUGUUCAUGUGAUGUGUGCAUAAUACCUUGUUGCAACCUUUCAUAUAAAAAUGGUGGCCCAUAAACAAUUAAAAAAGAUAACCCUACUAAACCUUACUAAAUAUGAAAUUGUCUAAAACGCAUGAGACUGUAAGUGUGAUAUUUCACACCCAUUACUAUGUGAAUAUGUGUUACCUUCACGGAAGAGUUUAGGUGGAAUAUUGUUAAAAUAGAAACAGAUUGAACAUUGUUUAAACUUUACACUGCAGGUGGCAAAUAUCCAGGUAGUAAUGGGUGUGAAAUAUCAAUUUAAAAAAAAAACCCAAAACCCCCCCAAAACCCCGCCACAAACAUGGAUGAUAAUGAGAUGAAUGGUGAAGCCGCAUUAUUUCCAUUUCGGUAUGUGACUA
Molecule: messenger RNA, 1393 nt
Organism: Gigantopelta aegis
Lineage: Eukaryota; Metazoa; Mollusca; Gastropoda; Neomphalida; Peltospiridae
Product: sarcoplasmic calcium-binding proteins I, III, and IV-like
Exons: 6
Coding region: 212-796 (194 amino acids)
Molecular function (GO): calcium ion binding
Source: RefSeq, a predicted model, not a curated record